AUGGAUCAGAGGCUCGGAAAGGAACUGUUCACGGCUUCUACAGUCGGGCUAAUUAUAGGACCAUCAUUGAACAUAUUGGAGGAAGACAAGAUUAUGUUGUUUCCUUAUGGAAGUCAAGAUACACUUGCUACGAUAGCAUCACUUGGUCAUGUGCUAUUUGUCUUUGAAAAUGGUGUAAAAAUGGAUUUUAGCAUUACCACCAGAAUAGGAAAAAAAGAAUGGGUCAUUGCCCUUGUAGGAUUGUUAUUACCUCUGCUAAUUGGUUAUACACAACUAGAAAUCAUUUCUACACUUUUAACCCAAGGUAAUGGAGUAAAUAACCAUUCAAGUGUUGUUAUUUUGAUGACACAAAGUAUAACUUCAUUUCCAGUGAUUGCUUCCGUCCUCAAUGACCUUCAAAUCCUAAACUCUGAACUUGGAAGGCUGGCAUUAUCUUCUGCAUUGGUGGGUGACAUACUAAGUAAUAUUCUUAUAAUUUCAACUGUGGUCUUUGAUGUAAAUCAACAAGUAGAUGGGAUUGGGGUAAAUUUGGUGUGUUUUUUUGUCCUAAUUAUCAUCAUUUUCUUUAUCUAUCGUCCAACAAUGUUUUGGGUUAUUGAUCACACACCAGAAAGACAAGAAGUGAAGGAUAUUUAUAUUAAUAUUAUAGUUGGGAUUCUCUUUACUUUGGUUUGGUGUUCAAUGCUCUUGAAACAAGAAUUCAUUCUCUUACCUUUCCUUUUAGGAUUGGCUACACCAGACGGACCUCCAUUAGGGUCUUCAUUAGUUAAAAGGAUUCAUGUUUUUGGUAUAGAAUUUCUUUUGCCAAUCUUUGUUGCUACAUGUGCAAUGAAGAUAAAUUUUGGCUUAAAUUUCACGAUAAUUACAACUACAACUACUAUCCUUGUUGUCUUUUUGGGUCAUCUAAUCAAAAUGAUAGCAUACACAACAUCUUCACUCUUUUUCAAGAUACCGCUAAAGGAUGCUAUGUCUCUUGCCAUUCUUCUAAACUGCAAAGGUGUUGUGGAAGUAGCAAUGUAUAGCUCUGCAUUAGACAAAAAUAUGUACCCUUAUAUGCAUUGUUAA
This is a messenger RNA of Glycine soja, 1065 nucleotides long. RefSeq names its product cation/H(+) antiporter 3-like. The transcript is spliced from 3 exons. NCBI's taxonomy places the organism in Eukaryota, Viridiplantae, Streptophyta, Magnoliopsida, Fabales, Fabaceae. The coding region runs from base 1 to 1065 and encodes 354 amino acids. Gene Ontology annotation, biological process: regulation of pH; proton transmembrane transport. Gene Ontology annotation, cellular component: endomembrane system; membrane. Gene Ontology annotation, molecular function: antiporter activity. The record is from RefSeq and is a predicted model, not a curated record.